AUGAGUCCUUCUACUAGGCGCCUGAAGAAUGUCAUUAUCUCUCCCAUCAGGGUCUUCCUGAGCCUUUUCCUGCUAGAAGACAUUUAUGGGUGUCCUUAUGACUUUGUCGAAGUGUUUGAUGGAAAGCAAGUUGCCUCACUGUCCAUGGGCAAAGUCUGUGCUGGGGCAGAACUCACCUUCCUCUCCUCUUCCAAUUCCAUGACAGUGGUGUUUAAAAGUGAUGCCAUGGUCACCAACACAGGGUUCUAUGCUCUGUACAACACUGUUCACCAAGACGAAAGGCAGAACAGUAUGGCCUUGAGACUGGUGAAUGGUAGCCACAGGUGUGAGGGACGAGUAGAGGUCUCUUACAAUGGUACCUGGGGCACAGUGUGUGAUGACAGCUGGGACCUGACAGAUGCCAAGGUGGUGUGCCAGCAGCUUGGCUGUGGUGUGACCAUGUCAGCCCCAGCUGAGAGCUACUUUGAGAGAGGCAUGGGCCAUAUCAUGCUGGAUGAUGUGCAGUGUAUGGGGGAUGAAGCCAAGGAGCAUCAAGGCUCUCCCAGCUACUCCAACUCCAUCAGAGGCAGAACUCAAGGCCACCCUGGCCGAGUCAUAGUGAGGCACAAGGUGCCCCAGGUGAAGUUCACCUGCAAAGUGGAUGGCCAGUCUGCAAUGGAAAUUGUGCAUGGGAGUGACACUCAGAAGGACCAUGUCAGCUACGAUGUGUCAAUAUCAUUCCUCCAGUCACCAGCAUCCCGGAAUAUGGGGGUUGGAGCUCCUCCUUAUACCCAUCAGAGGGAAGAGGUCUUCCUGCAGGCCACCCUCCACAGCCACAAUCCCAAUCUGAAGCUCGUGGUGGAUACCUGUGUGGCUUCUCCUGACCCCAGUGAUUUCACAACUGUCAAGUAUGAACUGGUUCAGGAAGGGUGCAUCAAAGACAAUUCCUACUCUGACCUGCAUACCUCUGGGAAGAAUGUGGCCCAGUUCAAGUUCAACGCCUUCAGCUUCCUCAAAAGCUAUGAUGUGGUCUACCUUCAGUAUAAGGUUGCUGUCUGCCGAAUCGGAGACCACUCUUCCCAAUACUGACAAGGCUGUACAAGGUGAGGGAGGAGAGGCACAGGCUCUGCAGAGGCCAGAGAAGAACCAACUGAGUACUUCCAAACAGUGGGACCACUGAAGAUCCACAGAGCAGGUCAUCAGAGCAAGACCCUAGUGUGAUCUCUCCC
Alexandromys fortis (reed vole) is the source of this 1208-nucleotide messenger RNA. Its product is annotated as deleted in malignant brain tumors 1 protein. The record is from RefSeq and is a predicted model, not a curated record. The transcript has 5 exons. Gene Ontology annotation, cellular component: membrane. NCBI's taxonomy places the organism in Eukaryota, Metazoa, Chordata, Mammalia, Rodentia, Cricetidae. The coding region runs from base 1 to 1068 and encodes 355 amino acids.